AUGAAUGAUAUGCAGAAGGCUGUUAAAUUGUUUAAAGAUUCAGAAUUCACUGUAAAAGAGUUAAUCAAUGCCUUAUAUACAAACGUGUCGUUAAUUAAACAGUGUUUUCGAACGACAACUUUUCUCCUGCAUACCGAUAACGAUGAUGAUGCUGAGAAGGAGGGUGUCACCCACUAUACAUUCAAUCAUCAGUCACAUAUUUAUCCAACAAACUUAUUUCUUCUGCGAGAUAGACAACAAUCUCUACUGAUCACAAUUUCUUCGAAUCGACAUACUACUAACUCGUGGACAAUAUAUUCACCUUUCAAUAAUGUCAAAGAAGAAUAUCAUAACUACUGGUUGCCUAAAUUUGUUAUUCAUCAAACUCCUUUAUUAAUCAGUCUACCAGUUAGUUCAAUGCAGACAACAAAUUCAGCUGUACGUUGGUUAAUCUGUCUACGUGUUAAAAUGUUGUUGAAGUCAACUACUUCCACUGAUCCUCUUAUCCUUUCAUUGCAUCCACAUAUUCGUGGUUCAUGUACACCUUGCCCUACUCAUCGAACUGCUGGUGGUGAUGAUGGUGGGGACUAUAAUCGUGUAACUACUACUAAUAGAGGUGGUAAUAUCAGUAGUAUUUGUCAUAUUAGUGGUAAUAUGACUAUCUAUUUAUGUGUACACUUGACUUGCGGUUCAAAUUCCUGCAUCCUACACGUUUACAAUCCACUGAAUUUAUCCUUCAACAAUCUUAUUCAUAAUUAUUAUGAUUUUGAGAAUUAUUUUUUUUCACUUGAUGAAAGCCUGAAAACAACCUCACCCAGUUCUUUCCCCUUAUGUAUAUAUCCAUUUUGUAAACAAUGGAGUGUAACCAAGUGUGCCGUUGUCACUACUACUAAGAAUGAGGAUAAUAGUAGUAUUGGUAGUGGUGGUCAAGGUCAGACGAUCAUUCCACCAAUCACUGGUCAAGAAUUGGUCAGAAAUAGUUUAGAGAAAAAAUUAAAUGAAUUCUGUGCAUGGAGUGUGCAUCCAUUGAAGAAAGGCGUGUUGUACUUCAUUAAAAAUGGUAUUUUCCGUGGAUUAUGCUUAUCAGUAAGUGAGAGCUGUGCGUCUACUAAUAAUCCCUUGAUACUACUUGAAGUUCGAUCGAGUUCCCAUGAUCUUUUGGAUCUAUUUGAUCAGUUUAUCCUGUCUCAAAUGUCUAGCAUCAGUCAAUUUCAACAACUCACCCCCUACUAUAAACAGCUGGAAUGUAAUGAAACGAAUCUACGCAAAUCUAUCACUCAUAUAUUAGAUUCUCUGAUCACUGAAACCCAAUUCCUUAUCAAUUCUAUUACUCAGGUCAUUGAACAAACUAUGCACAAACGUAUUCCUAAGCUGCCUGUCUUCUUAAAAGAUAUAACAAAUAAUCUAGACAUUGUAAAUCGUUCUGCUGAAUGGCGUUCAAUGGUCAAUUCAGCGAGUAACCUGCCUAUUGAUGAUGACAUAACUAGUUCAGCCGUUGAAUACUCUUUUCUACGUCGUCAAACUGAUGCUAGCUUCGAAUGCCUUUGCCUUGAACAGUUGGUCUAA
Molecule: messenger RNA, 1545 nt
Organism: Heterobilharzia americana
Lineage: Eukaryota; Metazoa; Platyhelminthes; Trematoda; Strigeidida; Schistosomatidae
Source: the annotation of a GenBank genome assembly